This is a messenger RNA of Condylura cristata (star-nosed mole), 5173 nucleotides long. RefSeq names its product KIAA1522 ortholog (gene NHSL3). Gene Ontology annotation, biological process: cell differentiation. The transcript has 7 exons. The record is from RefSeq and is a predicted model, not a curated record. NCBI's taxonomy places the organism in Eukaryota, Metazoa, Chordata, Mammalia, Eulipotyphla, Talpidae. The coding region runs from base 26 to 3112 and encodes 1028 amino acids.
AGAGGCGACGGCCCAGUCCGCAGCCAUGGUGGUGUUCCUGGGCCGCCAGCUCCCGGCCCUCCUGGGGCUCUUUAAAAAGAAGGGCUCUGCCAAGGUCGAGAGUGACAAGCACCUCAGUGUCGGGUCCGGCCAGGGCCCCGGGUCCCUAGCAGAUGAGCACCAGGACAAUGUCUUCUUCCCCAGUGGGCGACCACCUCACCUGGAAGAGCUGCACACGCAGGCCCAGGAGGGGCUCCGUUCCCUACAGUACCAAGAGAAACAGAAACUGAGCAAGGGUGGCUGGGACCAUGGAGACACCCAGAGCAUCCAGUCUUCCCAGACCGGGCCAGAUGAGGACAGCAUCUCCUUCUGCAGCCAGAGCACAUCCUACACCGAGAGCUCCACGGCAGAGGACGCGCUCUCCAUCCGCUCAGAGAUGAUCCAGCGCAAAGGCUCCACCUUCCGACCCCAUGACUCCUUCCCCAAAUCUGGAAAGUCGGGCCGGCGGCGGCGGGAGCGGCGCAGCACGGUGCUGGGGCUGCCGCAGCACGUGCAGAAGGAGCUGGGCCUGCGGAACGAGCGCGAGGCCCCGGGUACCCCUCGGCCUCCUGGGCCCCGGGACGCUGUGCGAAUCCCCACGGUGGACGGCCGCCCCGAAGACCCCGCCUCAGGGUCCGGGGCCCGGGUGUCCCUGCAGGCCCUGGAGGUGGAGGCCGACGCUGAGGCAGAGGCCAGGCUGCAGCGCCACAUCGACCGUGUCUACCGCGACGAUACCCUUGUGGGCAGGUCCACGGGGCCGCGGCCCCCGCUGCUGAGCCGGCCCAUGUCCCUGGCGGUGCCUGGAAUGACGGGAGGGGCCGGCCCUCCGGAGCCCCUGAGCCCGGCCAUGUCCAUCUCGCCGCAGGCCACGUACUUGUCGAAGCUGAUCCCGCACGCCGUGCUGCCGCCCACCGUGGACGUGGUGGCCCUGAGCCGCCGCAGCGUGCGCACCCUGAGCCGCUGCAGCCUGCUCUCCGCCAGCCCGGCUUCCGUCCACUCGCUGGGCCGCUUCUCCUCGGCCUCCAGCCCGUGGCCCCGCAGCCGCCACCCGUCCUCCUCCAGCGACACCUGGAGCCACUCUCAGUCCUCUGAGACCAUCGUGUCCGACGGCUCCACUCUCUCCUCCCAGGGCGGCUCUGAGGGCCAGCCGGAGGGCUCUGUGGCUAGCAACAGCGUGGCGCCUCCGCCCCAGGGGGGCAGCGGGCGGGGCUCUCCCAGUGGGGGCAGCACCGCUGAGGCCUCAGACACUGUCAGCAUUCGGAGCACCGGGCAGUUGUCUGGCCGCAGCGUGUCCCUGCGUAAGCUGAAGAGGGCCCCACCACCGCCCCGCCGGACCUACUCACUCCAUCAGCGGGGCGCGGCGGCCCCCGAUGGGCCCUUGGGGUUGCCUCCUAAGCCCGAGCGAAAGCAGCAGCCGCAGCUGCCCCGGCCACCCACCACCGGUGGGCCAGAAGGGAUGGGGGCAGCACCCUGCUCAGCCAGCUCAGCAGGCAGCUGGGUGUCUGGCUCCUCUCCAGGAGGCUCCCGGCGCCCCCCACGCUCCCCAGAACGGACGCUGUCGCCCUCCAGUGGCUACUCGAGCCAGAGUGGUACCCCUACCCUUCCUCCCAAGGGUCUGGCUGGGCCCCCUGCGUCCCCAGGCAGGGCCCAGCCCCCUAAACCAGAGCGUAUCACUUCCCUUCGAUCUCCUGGGGCUUCUGUCUCCUCUUCCCUCACGUCUCUAUGUUCCUCUUCCUCUGACCCAGCCCCUUUAGACCGCUCUGGUCCACACACCACCCUGGGUGACAGGUUUGUCAUCCCCCCUCACCCCAAGGUGCCUGCCCCCUUCUCCCCACCUCCCUCUAAGGCCAAGAGCCCUAACCAGGCCGCUCCUGCUCCGGCUGCCUCUGCUAUGAUCCCUGGGCCUGCCGCUGCUGCUGCUGCUGGUCCUGAGUCUCCUUCCCCACCGACUCCCCAGACAUCCCUGGCCCCACCUCAGGGGUCCCCGAUUACCUCCAAAGACCAGUCACCCCCACCAUCCCCACCUCCCUCUUAUCAUCCACCCCCACCACCUAUUAAGAAGCCUGAGGAGGCCCCGUCUGCCCCAGAGACUGCUGAGGAGCCCCUCCCAGACCCCAGCUGGCCCCCACCCCCUCCUCCUGCAGCCGAGGAGCAGGACCUGUCCAUGGCUGACUUCCCCCCACCAGAGGAGACCUUCUUCUCUGUGGCUGGCUCUGAGCCUGCAGACCCCUCAGGCUUCCCGGAGCCGGUCAGCUCCUCAGCUGCUUCACCUUCCUCUGCUACCAUCUCUUCCCAGAUCCAGCCCCACUGUGUCCCAGACCCCCCUCCAGCUCCACCAACCCCACCUCCUGCUGGUUCUGUCAAGGGGCUGGUGACCAAACCUCCUCAGAAGGAGCCAGUGGGCUGCAGCAAAGGCAGUGGGGCUCCCAGGGAGGACGGUGGUACGCCCCUGGUCACGCCCUCACUCCUGCAGAUGGUACGCCUUCGCUCUGUGGGUGCUCCUGCGGGAGCCCCUGCAUCAGGGCCAGCGGCCCCCCAGAAGCCACUACGAAGGGCCCUCUCGGGGCGGUCCAGCCCAGUGACUGCCCCGUCCUCAGGGCUCCAUGCUGCUGUCCAACUCAAGGCCUCCAGCCUAGGUGCCAGCAAGGGCCCCGCAAGUGCCCAGCCCAAUGGACCACCUGAGGCAGAGCCACAGACUCCCCAGCCCCCUGCCUCUGCGGCCAGCUUUAUCUUCUCCAAGGGCACUAAGAAAAUGCAGUUGGAGCGGCCUGUGUCCCCAGAGAACCCGGCUGACCUCCAGCGGAGUCUGGUGACUGAACUUCGGAAUAUCUCGGAACAGCGGUCACCCCAGACCACCAAGAAGUCGCCUAAAGCUCCUCCACCUGUGGCCCGCAAGCCUGUGGGAGCCCCCUCACCCAAUUCCCCCAGCUUUCCUCGGGCUGAGCCCCUUACUACUCCUCCCACCAAUGGGCUCCCUCAUGUUGAGGACAGGACUAAGGGGGAGCUCGCAGAGAAUGGAGGUGUCCAGUCUGUGAGCCCAGCGGAGCAGAAGAUGGGCCUGCCCAGCUCAGACCCACAGAAAGAGCUGUCCUGACCGCCAGGCACCCACCGGCACCGCGGACCCAUCCCAGGAAUACAAUCUCAGGGACCUGAGCAGCUCCAAGGAUGAGAGGAUACGGCAGACACAACCUGAGAGGGAGGAUGCCUGCAGCCUUAACCUCCUCUGCCUUUGAUAUUUAUGCAAGCCUGAUGUUGACCCUGUCCUCCAAGUCAUCCUGCUCUCAUGCCUUCUGGAAUCAUCCACCCCUUCACCCAUGGCUGUGGCCUUAGCCUCAUGUUGAAGGAGGUAGCUGGUAGAAGUGGCGGCUGCGCCCCCUGCUGGCCCUGCGGCCACAGAGCUGGUGGAACACUUCCCCCCCCCCCCCAUAUUCAAUCAUGCACAUACUGUCUAGUCCAGAAUCAAAGCACUUUGGAAAGUGGCUGCGUGUCCAUCCUCCAGGGCCCAUGAAACCGCAUUCCAAGGGCCUGUUUACAUGGCAGCAGCACCCAUCCCUGGGAGCCAUCUCAUAGCUGGGACCCAUCAGUCCCUUCCUCUAAUCCAGUUUAUUCCUUUCCUUAGUUCUUGGAGGCGGGCAAGUCACUGUAUUCCCACAGGCUUCUCCAGGCUGGAGACAGGAGCGGGUGUGUGGAUUUCCAAAGCACAAUGGGUGCAGUGGAGAUUAGUCUUCCUGUGCCUCAGUUUAACCACCAACCACCCUCCUGCCUUCCAGUUCUGCCAGGUGCUCCAUGCUGGGGACAAGAAUUUGGAGACUGCCAAGGCCCAGAAAGGUGGGGGAGAAAACCACGGGGGUGGUCCAUGGGUUCCCUCUAACGUCAGUAGGGAGUCAAUUCAGUAGGCCGUUGGCAAUACCAAGCAUCUGCCCCUCGUUUCACUUGAUCAGGUUGGGGUGGGCGCAGUUCUUCAGAGGCACGAGCCCAUAGGCUGUGGCAAAGCUGCAUCCUUCCAGCGCUGCCAGAAAUACCGAGGAGGUGGGUGGAGGGGCUGGCUGCAGGGAGGGCUUACUUGGACCGUGGGCUCUGAACUGGCCCUCUGGAUUUCAUCCUGACCUUCCUCUUGACUCAUUCUGGUGCAUGUCCUUUCUGCAGCUGCCUGUCAGCACAGGUGGCUCUCCUGGGGGAGCUGAUGGAUGCUCCAUAACAAGAUGGGAACCCAAAGGUGCAUCUGUUCCUAGACUCCUAGUCAAUGAAGGGGACACUCAGUGCUCCCAGGGGGCACUCCUGGUGGUUGCUCCCUAGACAUCAGUCCCUAAACUGCUAUUCUCCAGGAAUUUUAAAGGCUUAUGUUCAGCUGGUACCACCUCGCUAGGUAAGUUGGCUUCCCCGUGGGUCCUUGUGACUCUGCAGGGUGGCUGCCAGCAGGGCCACCCCUUCUGUCUUGAUUCCUCUGAACGGUGACUUGGGUUUGAGCUUGGCAAGGAACCUCGCCUUUAGUGUUUCUCUUCUGCCAAGGAUGGAGAUGACCCCCCCCCCCAGAAUGAGACCUGGGAAUGUCGGGGAUGUGGUGCAAGCCCAGGUGCCUCGGCCCUCUCUUGCUGCCCUCCUCUUCCCAGCAAGAAACCUGUUGGGUGGGUGACGGCCGCUGCUGGGCUUGUGCAGCACCUGCCGGGGGCUGGUGGGCGGCAGUAAGUGCUGCCUCACUGCCGCUCAGCGCUUGAUUGCCCACCUCACCCUGUGCCCCCAGCAGGGCAAAGCUCUAGGAAAGCAGGCUUUGGUCACCACCUUGGAGGGGGGCCCCCCAACUGUGGUGUCUCUUUCCACUCGUCACUGUGGCUCCUUUUUAGAACCCUUUGGGGUGGCUGCCCCUGGAUGAGACUGUACAGAGAAGGGAGGAUCUAGAAGAGGCAACUCUGUUCUUUGGGGUAAAUGAGCUUAACUUGGUGCAAAUGUAGACCAAAAGCCUGAUUUUUAAUUUCCAUUAAAAUGUUAGAGUAUAUAUAUAUACACAUAUAUAUACACACACAUAUAUAUAUUUCUUUAAAUUUUUGAGUCUUUGAUAUGUCUAUCCAAACAACCCAUCCCCUCUGUCCUGAAGCCUGAGUGAGACACAUGGGAGAGCUGUGUUUCGUUCAGACAGUAAUUAAACAAUUAAAUCUUG